Messenger RNA from Onychostoma macrolepis, 3570 nucleotides. RefSeq names its product UDP-glucuronosyltransferase 2C1-like. Gene Ontology annotation, molecular function: UDP-glycosyltransferase activity. NCBI's taxonomy places the organism in Eukaryota, Metazoa, Chordata, Actinopteri, Cypriniformes, Cyprinidae. The transcript is spliced from 3 exons. The record is from RefSeq and is a predicted model, not a curated record. The coding region runs from base 96 to 1721 and encodes 541 amino acids.
AACGAGACCAAAGGAGAGUAAAUGCCUGUAGUUUUGUGACUUACGCUACACUCAAGGCUGACCUGGUAGUGAUAUUGCAUGCUACGUGGAUUUGAAUGGCAUCUAGUAAACACAAACCAGGAACUAUGAACGGACAGGUUUUUCAGGUGCUUGGGCCAGUCGUGUUAACUCUUCUGCUGACGACUGUCACAGAUGUUCAAAGCGGGAAGGUUCUUGUCUUUCCUGUGGAUGGCAGUCACUGGGUCAACAUGAACAUCUUGGUGGAGGCACUUCAUGCCAAAGGUCACAGCGUUACAGUCAUUCGGAUGGCAGACAGCUGGUACAUCAAAGAAUUCUCACCUCACUAUACAUCAGUCACUCUCAAGUCUGAAGGAGGAUUUGGUGAAGAAUUCCUUGAGAUGUUUGUUUCAAGACUUAUAGGAAUUAUGAGGGAAGGUUCCACCUGGGCUCGUCUGAAGCUGGAGAUAGAGAUGUGGCAAAGUUCUGUAAAGAUGAUUGAAACAGAAAGUGAGAUGAUAGUCAACAUGAUUGAAGACCAGCAACUAAUGCAGUCCUUAAAAGCCACCAAGUAUGAUUUAAUUCUGACAGAUCCGGCCAUGUUCGGAGGGAUCAUACUGGGUCACUAUCUCAAACUGCCCAUUGUCUACAAUGUCCGUUGGACAGUGUACAAUGAGGCUCAUUUUGUUAUAGCUCCUUCACCACUUUCAUAUGUACCUUUUCCAAUGCUGGAGUUAUCAGACCGCAUGAGUUUCUUGGAAAGAGUGAAGAAUGUAGUGAUGUACACCAUAACUGAAAUACUGGUUGCUCUCUUGAUUUCUCCAAUUAAUAAUGCACUUUGCGAACAGUUCAUUGGCCCAGGAACAUCCUACUUUUCUUUAACUCAGAGUGCUGAUCUGUGGCUCCAUAGAGUUGAUUUUAUUUUUGAAUUCCCGCGUCCCACUAUGCCAAACAUUGUCUACAUGGGAGGUUUUCAAUGCAAGCCAUCAAAGCCUCUUCCCCGAGAUCUGGAGGACUUUGUGCAGAGCUCUGGUGAUCAUGGUGUCAUCAUCAUGUCUCUGGGCACUCUCAUUGGUCAGCUUCCUGAUGAUGUGGCUGAAGCGAUUGCUGAAGCUUUUGCAGAACUUCCACAGAAGAUCAUCUGGAGGUACAAAGGAAAGAGACCAUCUGCUCUAGGAAACAACACCCUUAUGAUGGACUGGAUGCCUCAGAAUGAUCUUCUGGGUCAUCCUAAGACCAGAGCCUUUGUGGCACAUGGAGGAACCAAUGGGAUUCAAGAAGCCAUUUACCACGGGGUACCAAUCAUUGGAUUUGGGCUGAUUUUUGACCAGCCUGAUAAUCUUGCAAAAAUGAGAGUACGAGGUGUAGCCAAGAAUGUAGACUUUGCCACAGUGGAUAAGGACUCCUUCCUCAAAACUGUUAAAGAGGUCCUUUAUGAUCCCUCUUAUCGGGAGAACAUGCAGAGGCUCUCAAGGCUUCACAAGGACGUUCCAGUGAAACCUCUGGACAACGCCAUCUUCUGGAUUGAGUUUGUUAUGAGGCACAAAGGUGCUGCUCACUUGCGCACAGAGUCUUACAAAAUGCCCUGGUACUCUUAUCACUCUGUUGAUGUCAUACUGUUCCUGCUUUCUGCUGUGUCUCUCAUAAUCAUGAGCAUAUAUGCUGUAAUCAGACAUUUCUGCUGCAGAAUAUGCAAGAGAAAAACAAAAACCAAACUAAAAUAAUGAGGAUGAAUAUGUACUUGUGUGAUUUUGCAUUUCUUGCGUAACUUUCCUACUUUGUAUGAAAAUACAGUGAAAUUAGGUUUAUUUUAAUAUUUUACCUUAUACAGUGUUAUUUAAACAUCUAUCUAUCUGUCUCAGCUUAUCUCCAAAUAUACUUUGUUGCACCUAAAAACAAGAAUACUUGGGAAAAUAUAUUGGGGAAAUAAUAUAUUUUUACUACCUGCCCAUUUAGCAGUAUAAUGUGCUUUUUUUUUUUUCAGUAUGUCAUACUAUUUCUUUCCCAAAGGCAUUUUUCAUCAAUGGAAAACAAUGAACACAUUUCUUGACAUUCAGCAGACAUUUUAUUCUGAAUGACACAAGCAGUAGUGACAGUUCCACUGGGGCAGCCUGUUUACUGUGAUUAUGUAUUGCUCAAGAGCACAAUGGAAGUAGAUGUCUCCAGUUUAUGAUUCACAUCUUUGACUUUUGUGUUAGCAGCCUAGAUCAGGACGUAAUCUUCAAUCCUCUAAAGCAGAGGUUCUUAAUUCCAGUCCUGGGGACCCACAGCAUUGCACAUUUUAUAUGUCUGCCUUAUCUGAUAGUCCAAGUUUAGUUCAUGCAGCUCUCUGCUGAUGAUUUAAAUCAGGUGUAUACUGUAAGUAAGAGCAUAUUAAGGAUAAAGAUACAUUUUAACAGUAUAUGUGUGUCCCCAGGAAUUGAAAACCACUGCCUAAAAGAUAAUGCUAUAGAUACGUUUUUGAGACUAUAAUUUGCGUAUAACUUUGACAGAAUAAGGCAGAUGCCAGAAUGGAUUGUGUGACUUGCCCUCACCCUUGAAAACUAGGAACAAAACAUUGAAAGAUAAAAGGUAAUCUAAUUUAAAUAAACCCAAAAUAUAAUCCCCUGAAAAUGAGGCAAAGCAAUUGAGGAAGAGCAGGUUAUUGAUACGCCAGUACAACAGUGACUGCCUUUAUGAGUGAACUGUUGAAUUAGCAUUCAAGCAAUUCGUUCAAAAUGCCAAAUGUUUCAAGAAUAAAUCAAAGGACUCUUAAUGGUUGGUUACAUUCAAAAUCACGUAACUUAAUUACAUAUUUGUUAGUAAUUAGGAGUUUGCCGCAUUCAGCCGUUUUGCCGGUUGUCAAGCAUUGUCGGAAAGAAUACUGUAUAUAAGAUGCAUAUUCAAUAUAUGCAACAGUUUCAUUCAUUAGCAACCAUAAACACUGCAUGCUGUAUGAUAGUGAGGUUGCUGACAAUUCUAGAAUGUCAGUCAAAUAAAUGCUACUUUAAAAUACAUCAAAUAUGCUUUGAAAACUUUGACAACAACUGUUUACUUGUAUACAUAAAUAGACAUAACACCAAAAAAUAAAGCAACAUAGAUGUCACUGCAGCAGUGGUUCUCUCCUUCUCAAAGUAAUGGAACACCAAAGCAUACAGUGUUCAUGCAGUGAGCUAGAUACAUUUCACCUUGUCUCUUAUAGGCAGGUUUAUUGGUAGUUUUACAGACUCCCUUACUCAUCACACUAACCACUGGGCUGCAACAACAUGCAUUUCUGCUGCGAAAUAUCUGUACACUACACACUCACACAUAUACAUAGAAAAUCUGGAACACACACAUAAUCUUUAUGCGUGUUUGAAAUUGUCCUGACUUCACGCUUUACAAAACAAACAGCAGAACUUUCUGCUGCUUUAGUACUUUAAUAUGCUGCCAAGCUGCUAAAAAUAUAAGCGUAAUUGAAAGCUUUUAUCCAAGCAGAUAUAAAAAGCAUUUCUUCCUUUUUUUGACAUCAAUAUAGUUUAACUGAGGUUUUAAAGGAUAUCCGUCUAAUGCAGUAGGUGUAUGUGCAAGCAUAUUUUCUGUGUGUCGUUGUUU